AUGGCAACUGCCACGGACACAAUCGCCCUCUACGAUUCCCUCCCCUGUAACCCCCCCCCCCUCCCAACCUCCUAGUCCGCAGCCAAAAAAAACUGACAAACCCCAGACAUCGACACCCCCCCCACGGACUCCGAGCUAGAAUCCAUCCACAAACAAAUAACCUCCGAACUCUCUGCAGACCAUAAGACAACCCCGCACCCACGCCUCCCACCGCUCGUGGAACCCAAUUUCCGCCCAGCGACGCAAGCCGAACUCGACAGGAUCGCGGCCGGCAAGCCGUGGGUUGGCGGGAUUGAUGUGAGCCGGUACGAGCUGGCGGCGGAGGCCUCGCGCUCCGCUCUCGUGGCCGCGUAUGCCUCCGCUGCACACGUUGAGGCGCGUCUGGCGAACCUAACGCUACUGAACGAGUUCGGGAAGAAUUCGUGGCUCGUGCACAAUUCGCAGCUGGAGGCGCUGCUAAAGGGGCUGGAGGAGAAGUUGAUGGAGCUGAAGACCGAGUGCGAGGUUGUCAACAAGGAGCGUAAAGGCGUGCAGGUGGACGCGCAACCCGAGCUGGCCGCGCUGGAGGAGAGGUGGAAGGGGGGGAUUGGGAAGGUGUUGGAAGUCGAGGCUGGAGCUGAGGCGGUCCGACAGGAGAUACUCAAGAGGAGGAGGGAGAAGGCUGAGGUUACGGAUAGCUGA
Molecule: messenger RNA, 681 nt
Organism: Tuber aestivum (summer truffle)
Lineage: Eukaryota; Fungi; Ascomycota; Pezizomycetes; Pezizales; Tuberaceae
Source: the annotation of a GenBank genome assembly